UUGUCAAAUCGAUCGCAGCUCGGGAGGAGUGUGCGAGGCGCAGUUAUCAUCGCAGACUUCCCCAUCACUCACAGUCCCAGCGGUUCCGCAGGAAGGCAGCUGUUAAUAACCUAACAAGCAUGCCUGGAGCAUUAUAAGGUCAUUAGUCUACUGACCCCCAUAUGGAUUUACGCACUUCUUCUCUGAGAUUCAAACGCUGACGGUGCUUUCCCCUUUUUCUUUUUCGUCCGCUCUCAUUCAUCCCGGCGGUGAUGUGUGGCGAAGGGAUUGGUAAAAUAAUGGGCAAAUUCGGUUUAUGAACUCUCCGUGUGAUGGACAGGCGACUAUUGAGCUCGAGCUCGGCUGGAGCGAGUAGAAAGUGAGCUCAUUUGAAACAAACAUCUGUCUUCAGGACUCCUGCCACCUUUUUAAGCAAAAAGAAUGCUCUCGCUUUCGUAAACGGAGGAUCUGAACAGUGAUUGAGGACGUGAGGGAAGACAGAAGAGGACAAAGUAGAAGACAUGGCCGGCUCACAGGGAGGAGAGUGAACGGAGAGCACUGGACAGAGAGAUGAAGCUGUGGGGGCAGUCAGUCUGGCCGUUGCAGGUUGUUCUCCUGGUCACCUUGGUAAUGUGCUCGUGCCAGUUGGUUUCUGCAGGAACACGGAGUCUGCGGGGACACACAGCUUCGUACCAGGUGAAGCAGGGAACCUGUGAGGUGGUGGCUGUCCAUCGGUGCUGCAAUAAGAACAAGAUAGAGGAACGCUCACAGACCGUCAAGUGCUCCUGUUUCCCUGGUCAGGUGGCUGGUACGACACGAGCACAGCCUUCUUGUGUGGAGGCUUCCAUCGUGCUGCAGAAGUGGUGGUGUCAAAUGCACCCAUGUUUGGAUGGCGAGGAGUGUAAAGCUCUUCCAGACCUGACUGGUUGGUCCUGCAGCACCGGUAACAAAGUCAAAACCACCAAGGUCACACGAUAGCAAGAACAUGGCUGUGCUACCAAGAGGUCCACGGCUCCUUACCAACCCCUAAUGGAAAAGAAGACCCUCUUGUUUAAGACACUGACAUUACAGAGGAUUCUGUACAUGUGAAAGAUGGACAAACUCAGUAUAGACUAUAGAUGGCUGCCUUGCUUUGACAGUAGAUAUGAGGAUGGAGAAGGAUCUUUGUAUAAACCUGAAGUUCGACUGAAGAUGCUGGACACACAGGUGCUCAUAUGACAGACCGCAUCUGUCAGCUGAAAGUGACUUUUCGGAUUUAUGGCACUGGCCCUCUUGAGUGUAUGUGUGUGCGUUUGUGAGACAGAUUCUAGUAUGUGGGACUUGUAGGACAAACUGUGGACAGUUCAGACCUGUCUGGGAGCUUAUGUGUUUGUGUAAGUGUGUGUUAGUCAGGUUGAUGAUGAUGAGACAGUAGUUCAACACUGUUUAUCUGCUUUCAGCACACAGCAAAGUCAUUUUGCACUUCUAAUUAGGGUUGCUGAAUAGGAUCAUAACAACAAAUUCAAGGGUGAUUUUUUGGGCCUAGAUAAGAUCACAUGGAGAUGUUUUCCAUGUUCUGGUCUUUUACUGUCAGUGUAAGAUGGAAUUAAAGAGAGAACCAUUUAUUAAGCUUUCUUCCACAAAUGCCAAAUAGAAAUGCAAGUGAUGUAGUCAACAGUAAAAUAAAAAAAGGCAAACUGCAGUAAAAUACAGCUCCUCACUGCUGUAAAAUGUUAUGUAAUGUGAGCUUUACAGAUGCUAUCCCCUUCAGAAAACAUUUAAACUGACAGCUGGCUAAAAAUUCCUACUGUAUGUUACUCUGCAAAAUUAUCCACAAACCACUUAAAGGUGCACUAAGUAUUUUUUACUGGAUUUAACACCUAAAUAAAUUAAUAAUAUGGUUAAAAUUGUGAUUACUUAAAAGAAGCUGUUCUAUUCUACAAAGGGCUAUUCAGACCCUCAUGGGGACCACCAUGUUGAGAUCACAUGACUUGCUGAAUAAAACUCGCUGUCAGCCCCCAUUACCAGACACUGCAGGUUUCAGACUAAAUUAAAGGAGUAGUUCACAAAAAACAACCUUCUAUAUAAUACCACAGUACAUCUAUGCCACUAGGUGCAGUAUACGAUUCCAGAAAGUUACUUAGAGCACUUUUAAACAAGGAACCUCCUCGCUUUUAACUUUGUUUUCUGUCUUCACCGUGAACCUCUCAAAAUUACUCUGUGAAGUUCUGAAAACAUGCUAGCAAUGU
Molecule: messenger RNA, 2207 nt
Organism: Carassius auratus (goldfish)
Lineage: Eukaryota; Metazoa; Chordata; Actinopteri; Cypriniformes; Cyprinidae
Product: protein FAM19A4-like
Exons: 6
Coding region: 550-957 (135 amino acids)
Molecular function (GO): receptor ligand activity
Source: RefSeq, a predicted model, not a curated record